This is a messenger RNA of Rangifer tarandus platyrhynchus (Svalbard reindeer), 1560 nucleotides long. The record is from the annotation of a GenBank genome assembly. NCBI's taxonomy places the organism in Eukaryota, Metazoa, Chordata, Mammalia, Artiodactyla, Cervidae.
AUGCCCCGCGGCUUCCUGGUGAAGCGCAGCAAGAAGUCCACACCGGUAUCCUACCGGAUCCGCGGCGGCGAGGACGGCGAUCGCGCGCUGCUGCUGUCGCCGGGCUGCGGGGGCGCCCGCGCCUCGCCCCCGGCGCCCGGCCCCGGGCAGGGCCCUCUGCAGCCGCCGCCGCCGACCGAGCGCGCCCAUGCGGCGCUCGCCGCCGCGCUCGCCUGCGCGCCGGGCCCGCCGCCACCCCCGCCAGGGCUGCGGGCCGCUCACUUCGGCAACCCCGAGGCCGCGCACCCGGCGCCGCUCUACAGUCCCACGCGGCCCGUGAGCCGCGAGCACGAGAAGCACAAGUACUUCGAGCGCAGCUUCAACCUCGGCUCGCCCGUCUCGGCCGAGUCCUUCCCCACGCCCGCCGCGCUGCUCGUGGGCGGCGGCGGCGGCGGCGGAGGGGCCAACGGCGCUGGAGGCGGUGGCACCUGCAGCGGCGACCCGCUGCUCUUCGCGCCCGCCGAGCUCAAGAUGGGCACGUCUUUCUCGGCGGGGGCCGAGGCGGCCCGCGGCCCGGGGCCUGGUCCCCCACUGCCCCCCGCCGCCGCCUUGCGGCCCCCGGGCAAGCGGCCUUCUCCCCCCGCCGCCGCGGCCGCCGCGGCCGCAGAGCCGCCCGCCAAGGUAGCCAAGGCCCCGGGUUCCAAGAAGCCCAAAGCCAUCCGCAAGCUGCACUUCGAGGAUGAGGUGACCACGUCACCCGUGCUGGGGCUCAAGAUCAAGGAGGGUCCAGUGGAGGCGCCGCGAGGCCGCGCGGGGGGUGCGGCGCGGCCGCUGGGCGAGUUCAUCUGCCAGCUCUGCAAAGAGGAGUACGCCGACCCCUUCGCGCUGGCGCAGCACAAGUGCUCGCGCAUCGUGCGCGUGGAGUACCGCUGCCCCGAGUGCGCCAAGGUCUUCAGCUGCCCGGCCAACCUGGCCUCACAUCGCCGCUGGCACAAACCGCGGCCUGCGCCCGCCGCCGCCCGCGCGUGCGAGCCCGAAACCCCUGCCCGGGCUGAGGCGCGGGAGGCGACGGGCGGCGGUAGCAGCGACCGCGACACGCCGAGCCCGGGCGGCGUGUCCGAAUCGGGCUCCGAGGACGGGCUCUACGAGUGCCACCACUGCGCCAAGAAGUUCCGCCGCCAGGCCUAUCUGCGCAAGCACCUGCUGGCGCACCACCAGGCGCUGCAGGCCAAGGGCGCGCCGCCGCCGGCGCCCCCGGCCGAGGACCUACUGGCCUUGUACCCCGGGCCCGACGAGAAGGUGCCCCAGGAGGCGGCCGGCGACGGCGAGGCGGCCGGCGUGCUGGGCAUGAGUGCGUCCGCCGAAUGCCACCUGUGCCCGGUGUGCGGGGAGACGUUCCCCAGCAAGGGCGCCCAGGAGCGCCACCUGCGCCUGCUGCACGCCGCCCAGGUGUUCCCCUGCAAGUACUGCCCGGCCACCUUCUACAGCUCGCCCGGCCUCACGAGGCACAUCAACAAGUGCCACCCGUCCGAAAACAGACAGGUGAUCCUCCUGCAGGUGCCCGUGCGUCCGGCCUGCUAG